Corticium candelabrum is the source of this 1070-nucleotide messenger RNA. RefSeq lists its product as uncharacterized. Gene Ontology annotation, molecular function: protein binding. Lineage: Eukaryota; Metazoa; Porifera; Homoscleromorpha; Homosclerophorida; Plakinidae. The record is from RefSeq and is a predicted model, not a curated record. The transcript is spliced from 2 exons. The coding region runs from base 24 to 1070 and encodes 348 amino acids.
UGGAACUUGGAGGCUAGGUCAAUAUGGACUUUUACGAGCUGCUUUCGUCCGGUGAAUUCAGUGACUUGACUGUGAAAAUCGGCGAUAAACAGCUUCAUCUUCACCGAUUUCCACUCGUUGCUCGAUCGCACUACUUUCGAGGUCUCCAACGAUCAGGAAUGAGAGACGCCUCGGUGGUGACUCUCGAUUUGUUACCAGGUGGGUACGAUGCGAUGAAAAUAAUUGCCGAUUUCUGCUAUGGAGUCUCCAUUGAGGACAAACUGACUAUUGAUAAUAUUGGUCACGUGAUGGUCGCUGCUGGCUACCUGCAAAUGACUGGAUCUGGUAACCUUAUGGAACUAUGUAAAUCUAAGCUUAGGGAAUUGACAACUGAUGCUACUAAGUGUUUGCAAGUAUUGGUGAAUUGUGCUGACAAUAGGAAAUUAGCUGCAGCAGCAGGAGUCACUAAGUUUUGUGCAGACGCUGCCGUUGAUGAUUGGUAUAAGAAAAGAGGAGCGUUGAGUAUGCAAAUAGAAACAAAAGCAUCAGAGUGGCUACUACAAUUGAAGAAACUUUCACUUAGUUUGGUUGUUUAUAUCAUUGACUCUUUGCAGACAAAGCAGUGCAGUCGUUCCUUGAUAACCUACUUUGCUGUUGGAUGCAUAGAUUUCAUAAUGGAGUACUUUCAGGCUCUGAGAAACUCAGAACUUCAAUUAUCAACUGAUAGGAAUGCUUACAUGGAGAUGGUAGCAAUUAUAUUGGAAAGUGAUGGUAUAGAAGGGUCACUACCAGAUCAAUCGUAUUGCGUAACCAACUCGUCUGAUCGUCUUGCACUUGCAGCUAGAUCAGUUGAUGAAGACAGUUUCUGUCUUAUGAAACCUGCUGCAACCAUUCAUUCUUCAAGAUGUUCUUCUUCAAUGGAUGAUCUUCUCCAGUACUACUUCGUAACAUUUCUGUCUUACAUUUCAGAGAGAUCUCUAACAUCAAAACCUGCUAACAUGACAUCCAAGUGGUUAUCAUCAGUCCUUCGAUUCUCAUCUGCUCGUAUUCCAGCAGCUGAAGACAAGCUGUUUGUUCUGUUUCAAGAGUGA